AAUAGUCCAUCAAAAUUUUCAAUUAUAAAGAGCUCGCAUGUCAUUAAUCUGUCAGUUUCUUUUAGUUAAUUUAUAACUAAAAAUGACAAGAACAAGGAAAAUCACUAAAAUAAACAUAGGAAUAAAUGUACCCAAUGAUGAUAGUGCAGAAAAUAUACUUGAUAAAAGUGUGGCUUACGCUAAUCUUCUCAAUAAAAGAACAGUAUGCAAUAACAAAAAUAAAAGAAUCAUUUUAACUUUAAAAAGAUAUCCCAAUUUAUCACUAAAAAAUUAUGGUCAUCUUUUUGAAGGAAAGACUUCCAAUAUAUCAACUCAAACUGAUAGUACAGAUGAACAAUUUGAAGAUAUCAACAAAGGUGAUGAGAGACAGUUGAAAUAUAAUUACUCUUUACUGAGAUUUUUUAAACGAAACCACAGGAACAGGGGUAGUAGCUACUUAGAUUCAAUACUGAAUCUUAGUUUACUCAAUUAUUUAUCAAAAAAUUACAAAAAGAAAGAAAUUCUUCACAGAAACAUUAUAAUUUCAUAUAAAACCGAAAAUAUGAUUAUACCAAAUACCUUGCAGUCAAAAAAGAAAAAACAUGCUAAGGUCAAGAAUAAAAGAAUUAAGAUUCAAACACAACAAAUUUUUGGAACAAAAUACCCAAAUAGAAAAUAUAAAAGUCAAUUUCAAUUAAAUAAAGUCAAAAGAAAAUCAAUUGAUACAGACAUGUUGAAGAACAAAGUUUAUAGUAAUUUUUAUCAUCAAUUAAUUGACAAAAUAGGGAACUAUGGCUUGUAUGAUGUAGUUAAAUGGUCUUCUAAACUUUUCAAAGUAUUUUUGGACUUGGGAGUAAGUUUGACUGAGAACUUCAAAAAAUUUUACAAAUAUAUUGACCAGAGAUGUCAGUCAUUCAAUAACAUGUGCAAUUGUCUUGGGUAUCGUCAAGAAAUCGACCACCUAGUUCGGAAAAUAAAUCAACUGGAAAGCAGAUUUAAUGAGUCUCAAUCCAAAAUUAAGGAACAGCAGAAUAGGUUUGAGACUACAGACGAUCUUGAUAAAAAAAUGGAAGAAUUAGAACUAAAAUUAGAGUCUUAUUACUCUUUAAAAUCAGAGUUGGCUGGUAUCAAGAAACAGUUGAAUGGUAGCUUUACUAAUAUUUCACCGCCUAUACCACCCCCUCUACCUCCACCACCUCCACCUUUACCCACAUUUUCUCAGACCAAAAUCAGCUCUUCCAAAAGUAUCUUGAAGGCUUUACAAAAAGAAAGAAAAUUGAACAACCAUGAGAAUUCUCGACCAAUUAUAACUUUAGAAGAUAUACUCAAUGUUAAAUUGAAGAAGAUUGCGGUUACGAGAAAUUAAAAAUGUACAUGUGGGUAAUUAAUUGAAAAAGUGAUGAACAUCUAGCCUAUUCUUGGAAAGAUUUGGAUGUUUUAUUUUAAAUAUCAUACUUUAUACUUUAUUUUAGAGAUAUUAAUACAUAAACAGCUAGAAAUUUUCAUAGCUAUUAUUGAAAUAAAUACAAUUUACUAA
Messenger RNA from Harmonia axyridis, 1516 nucleotides. RefSeq names its product shootin-1-like. The record is from RefSeq and is a predicted model, not a curated record. The transcript has 5 exons. Lineage: Eukaryota; Metazoa; Arthropoda; Insecta; Coleoptera; Coccinellidae. The coding region runs from base 83 to 1345 and encodes 420 amino acids.